CAUAGAUCCCUUAUUCCCAUUUCCCAUUCCGGAUCUCUCUAUGCAACCAUCCCUCCCUUUUUAAUCCCCUCCCCAAACUCCAUUAUCGCUACAGAAAACUCAAGACCCAGUGGACCCAACAACCUAAACCAAGCUUUAAUCAUCUAUCCGCCAUGUUAAUCAAUUACCCAGACAACAAAACCCAGAAAUGCCGGGACUACAUCCAAGCUUUGGAGGAAGAGCGCCGCAAGAUUCAGGUCUUCCGCCGGGAACUCCCUCUUUGUCUCGACCUCGUCACCCAAGCAAUUGAGUCGUAUAAGCAGCAGUUGUCGGGGACGACGACGGAGUAUAACCUCAACGGCCAAUCGGAGUGUUCGGAGCAGACCACUAGCGCCGCUCCGGUUUUGGAACAAUUUAUUCCGAUGAAGAGCGCCCAGGAAGACGACGACGAAGAUUACGAGGAACAAUCUCGUAAAUCCGAUAACGAUGAUGAUGAUCAUGAUGAUUGUGUUAACAAAAACAAUGAUAAUAAUAAUUCGGAAAAAUCGGACUGGCUUAGAUCUGUUCAGCUUUGGAACCAAUUCCCAGAUCCAACUCCUAAAGAGGAAUCGCCGGAGGAGGUGAAGAGAAACGGGAGUGGCGGAGCGUUCCAACCAUUCAAGAAAGAAAAAAGCGGUGCUGCUGCGGCGGCGCAACCGCCAACGGCCGCCAGCUCAACCGCCGAGACGGGCAGAAGUAAGAAAGAAGAUAAGGAGUCUCAAAGAAAGCAAAGGCGGUGCUGGUCGCCGGAAUUGCAUAAGCGGUUCUUGCAAGCCCUCCAACAGCUUGGCGGCUCACACGCGGCUACUCCUAAACAAAUUAGAGAAAUGAUGAAGGUGGAUGGACUUACAAAUGAUGAAGUUAAAAGCCAUUUACAGAAAUAUCGGUUGCAUACAAGAAGGCCAAGUCCAUCGAACCGCAAUAAUAGCAUCCAACAACAAGCAGCCCCACAGUUCGUGGUGGUGGGUGGGAUAUGGGUGCCUCCGGCGGAAUACGCCGCCAUGGCUGCGGCGCCGGCACCGGCGGAAUCAAAGGAAGCUACCACCUCUAACGGGAUAUAUGCACCCGUGGCAUCCUUACCACCCUCCUCCGCCUUCCAAGGUCCAUCAGCGUUGAACAGAAGGGCGUGCGGCUUCCAUGAAAGGGGCAGCCAAAGCAACGACGGCCGCGUGCACUCCAACUCUCCGGCCACCUCCUCCUCGACCCACACCACCACGGCGUCGCCACCAUACUAACUCCGAUCCAACCUUUUUCUUUCGAGUGAUUCCCCUAUAAGACUGUCUCACGAAUCUUUAUUCGUCAGAUGGGUUGUGUCGAAAUUGAAAAAUAUAAUACUUAUAUUGAAAAUUUAAUACUAAUUAGGAAUAAAGUAUCCCUUAUUUAGGUACUUUAUUUCUAGUAUUUUUUAAUAUAAGUAUUCUAUUUUCAUUUUGACCCGACCCGUAUCACGGACAAGGAUUCAUGAGAUGGUUGCAUACAAGUUUUUAACUUUUGGUGUGUGAGAUAGAAGGAUAGAUAUUUUUGUAAUCAAGUCGUAUUGUAUUAGUUGUAAUAUUUUUGUUCUUAGUAUUAUUAUAGAAAUUA
Messenger RNA from Ipomoea nil (Japanese morning glory), 1602 nucleotides. Its product is annotated as myb family transcription factor EFM-like. Bases 153 to 1253 code for a protein of 366 amino acids. The record is from RefSeq and is a predicted model, not a curated record. The transcript has 5 exons. Gene Ontology annotation, biological process: regulation of DNA-templated transcription. NCBI's taxonomy places the organism in Eukaryota, Viridiplantae, Streptophyta, Magnoliopsida, Solanales, Convolvulaceae. Gene Ontology annotation, molecular function: DNA binding; DNA-binding transcription factor activity.